UCCCAGUGGCAUCCACAACGUUCCGUUGCUCCAAUACGUUAAAAUGUCGGGAGGAUUAGAUAUUCUGUCCCUUAAAGAGGACGACAUCACCAAGAUGUUGGUAGCUACCACCCAUUUGGGUUCCGAAAAUGUGAACUUCCAAAUGGAACAGUACGUCUACAAGCGCCGUACUGAUGGUAUCAAUAUCAUCAAUCUUGGCAAGACCUGGGAAAAGCUGAUGAUAGCUGCCCGUGCUAUUGCUGCCAUCGAGUACCCAGGGCGAAUCUGGAUUUCCUUGGUAGACCAAACGCCAUCCGAGAAAUCAUGUUGUAUAAUCCCUAUUUUCUUGGAUGCGACAGUCUUUGCCAGAGUAGACCCUUGUGAAGCUUGCACUUUAGAAUUCAUCGACACCUCUUCGCCUAGACCAGGACUACCCUUGGUUGCGGUCUCCCCGCCUUCGAUCAAGUCGCAAAUCGACGGAGAGAUUGCAGGCACUGACGACGAAGUGUCAACCUCUUUGCUGCCAGCUGGUGCGAAUCAGAUCGCUUCGUCGGCCUGA
This is a messenger RNA of Anastrepha ludens (Mexican fruit fly), 538 nucleotides long. RefSeq names its product 40S ribosomal protein SA-like. Gene Ontology annotation, cellular component: ribosome; 90S preribosome; cytosolic small ribosomal subunit. Gene Ontology annotation, molecular function: structural constituent of ribosome. Lineage: Eukaryota; Metazoa; Arthropoda; Insecta; Diptera; Tephritidae. The coding region runs from base 44 to 538 and encodes 164 amino acids. The transcript is spliced from 2 exons. The record is from RefSeq and is a predicted model, not a curated record. Gene Ontology annotation, biological process: cytoplasmic translation; ribosomal small subunit assembly.